This is a messenger RNA of Echinostoma caproni, 1434 nucleotides long. Lineage: Eukaryota; Metazoa; Platyhelminthes; Trematoda; Plagiorchiida; Echinostomatidae. The record is from the annotation of a GenBank genome assembly.
AUGGUUGAAUCGAAGCUUAUAAGAGAUUUCAAACGACGUAUUCCCGAGCACGAAAAAGCCAAAAUUGUGAAGGGCACCUUGGGGAUUCUGAGUCCAUGUACUCAUGUAUUCGAAGUCAAUCUUCCUUUCCGUCGGGAUGACGGAACGUUCGAAAUGGUGCAGGGGUAUCGUGCCCAACACAGUGUUCACCGAAGGCCAACAAAGGGAGGUAUCCGCUACAGUUUGGAUGUCAACAGAGGCGAAGUGAUGGCUCUGGCGGCAAUCAUGACAUACAAAUGUGCCGUGGUAGAUGUGCCGUUUGGCGGAGCAAAAGCCGGUCUUUGCAUUGAUCCUCGUUCGUGCUCAGCGGGUGAACUUGAGAGGAUAACUCGCCGCUUUGCUUUGGAGUUGUGCAAGCAUGGAUUCUUAGGUCCUGGAACCGAUGUGCCUGCACCUGACAUGGGAACAGGGGAGCGUGAGAUGAGUUGGAUCGCUGAUACCUAUGCAACGACUCUCGGUCACUUCGAUAUGCACGCCCAUGCAUGUGUUACCGGGAAACCAAUCACAAUGGGUGGUAUUCACGGUCGCGUUUCCGCCACUGGCCGCGGUGUCUUCCAUGGUAUUGAAAACUUCAUCAACAAUCCUAAAUAUGCGCAAAUGAUUGGGUUAACACCUGGGCUCAAAGGCAAGACUUUCAUCAUCCAAGGUUUUGGUAAUGUCGGUUUGCACACUAUGCGAUACUUGGAUCGUGCUGGUGCUAAAUGUAUUGGUGUUGCGGAGAUCGAUGGUCAAAUCUACAAUCCCAAGGGUAUCAAUCCAAGAGAAUUGGAGGACUGGAAAAUUGAGCACGGAACGAUUGUUGGUUUCCCGAAGGCAGAAGCCUACACAAAAGACUCGCUUUUGUUUGAAGAGUGUGAUAUCCUCGUACCUGCAGCAAACGAAAAGCAAAUCCACGGUGGAAAUGCUGACAAAAUUCGUGCAAAAAUUAUCGGAGAGGGUGCAAACGGUCCGACUACUCCGGCGGCAGAUAAAAUCCUACGGGAAAAGAACAAAUUGGUCAUCCCCGAUUUGUAUCUGAACGCAGGUGGUGUGACGGUUUCAUACUUUGAAUGGUUGAAGAAUCUGAAUCACGUCAGUUACGGUCGUCUGACCUUCAAAUACGAGCGUGAUUCCAACUACCAACUUCUUGACAGCGUUCGACAAUCGUUAGAGAAGAAAUUCGGCGAACCAAUUCCAAUUGUUCCAUCAGAGGAAUUCCAGCUGCGCAUUGCUGGUGCCUCGGAACGUGACAUUGUGCACUCCGGCUUGGAAUAUACCAUGGAGCGCUCGGCCAAACGCAUUAUGAACAUUGCGGAAUCUUAUAACCUCGGUCUGGACAUCCGUACGGCCGCCUAUAUUAGUGCUAUUGAGAAGAUCUUCAAUGUCUACCUGGAAGCUGGUAUCCUGUUCACUUGA